AAGCAGGCCCAGGCCUGGUCUCUGGUCUCUCACUGUACCCUUACUCUCUCUCUCCCAACCACAGUCGGCCUGUUCCUGUCACCCUGGGCGCUGGAAGGAUGGCCACCCAGCUGCUGACUGACGAGGCCCUGGAAUCAGUGACAUUCAGGGACGUGGCUGUGGACUUCACGCAGGAGGAGUGGCAGCAGCUGGAGCCUGCCCAGAAGGACCUGUACAGAGAUGUGAUGCUGGAGAACUACAGGAACCUGGUUUCUCUGGACUUGGAGUCUAGACCUGAAAUGAAGGAAUCGGGUCCAAAGGAGGACAUUGCGGAACACAGGCCAUCCGUCGGGGCGGUGGCUGAGGGACCCACGAGAAAUGGUGCCUGCGGCCUGGCCUUUGAAGGCGCGUGGACCCGGGGUGACUGGGUGGAGAGGAGGCAGCAGGGGGGCGCCAGGACCUGCCUGGGGCGGUCGGAGGUUUCUCAGGAGCUCGCCCCCGAGUGUCGUCGGGAACCUCAGGUCCUCACCCCACAAAGCUCCAGCCUGCGCCCGCCACCAUCGGCGGGUCCGGGGGAAGCAGGGUCCCAGCCGCGUGUGGUGCUCGGCGCAGACCUCAGCCAGCCCUCCAGACUGGACGCAGAGGAGAAGCCUUACGCGUGCGCCACGUGCGGCAAGGCCUUCAGCCGCAGCUCGUCCCUCGUGAAGCAUCGGAGGACCCACACCGGAGAGAGGCCCUUCGAGUGUGACGAGUGCGGGAAGCACUUCAUCGAGCGCUCGUCCCUCACCAUCCACCGCAGGGUCCACACCGGGGAGAAGCCGUACCGGUGCGGGGACUGCGGCAAGGCUUUCAGCCAGCGCAUGAACCUGACCGUGCACCAGCGCACGCACACGGGCGAGAAGCCGUACGCGUGCGCCGCGUGCGGGAAGGCCUUUCGCAAGACCUCGUCCCUGGCGCAGCACGAGCGCGUGCACACGGGCGAGCGGCCGUACGCGUGCGGGGACUGCGGCAAGGCCUUCAGCCAGAACAUGCACCUGACCGUGCAUCGGCGCACGCACACGGGCGAGAAGCCGUACGCGUGCGCCGAGUGCGGGCGCGCCUUCAGCCAGAACAUGCACCUGACCGAGCACCGGCGCACGCACACGGGCGAGAAGCCGUUCCGCUGCGGGGACUGCGGCAAGGCCUUCAACAAGAGCUCGUCGCUGACGCUGCACCGGCGGAACCACACAGGCGAGAAGCCGUACGUGUGCGGCGAGUGCGGCAAGGCCUUCAGCCAGAGCUCCUACCUGAUCCAGCACCAGCGCUUCCACAUCGGGGUCAAGCCCUUCGAGUGCAACGCGUGUGGCAAGGCCUUCAGCAAGAACUCGUCGCUCACGCAGCACCGGCGGGUGCACACGGGCGAGAAGCCGUACGAGUGCUCCGUGUGCAGGAAGCACUUCACGGGCCGCUCGUCCCUGCUCGUGCACCAGACGGGCCACACCGGCGAGAAGCCGUACGCGUGUGGCGAGUGCGGCAAGGCCUUCAGCCAGAGCGCGUACCUCAUCGAGCACCAGCGCAUCCACACGGGCGAGAAGCCGUACCGCUGCGCCCAGUGCGGCAAGGCCUUCAUCAAGAACUCCUCGCUCACCGUCCACCAGCGCAUCCACACCGGCGAGAAGCCCUACAGGUGCGGCGAGUGCGGGAAAACCUUCAGCCGGAACACCAACCUCACGCGCCACCUGAGGAUCCACACCUAGGGGGAGGCGCGGGGGGCGCCUGGUCCCGGGACCUGCCUUGGGGGGGGGGGAGCCUGAGCCCCCAGCACGGGCGGUGCAGACGCGGGAGCCCCCGGGUAGCGUGCCCCAGGCAGGCCUUCCGAAUGGGGACUUGUGCACAGGUCCUCUUGCUACGGGGCACCCGCAGGGCCGAAGGAGGAAGCCAGUCCCUCCGUGUCUAAUGUGCUUAGGAACAUGGUCAGGGGCGCUGUGGCUGGACACUCACGGGAGCCCCAGAAACCGGGGCAUCAGGGUUCUAGGCCGUGGGAGUGGACUGUAAGGGCUGGGACAGAGCACUUAGUGCCCCGGGGGGGGGGGGACACUCCGGAGGAGGGGGCUGAGAGGGGGAGGUGGACCCCAUAAGUGAAUGUGGACAUUUUGGGACCCUAGAUCUAGUGCAGAUGCCAGGUGGGCACCCUCCUGAGUUUCCUCCUGGGGUGGAAGCCAGAGCCCCGCUCCCCUCCAUCCCUCUGUCUGUCCCCAAGCGCCGCAGAAGCUGACAAGCUGUGUGACAGGGAGGAGGUGGUUUUCAGAGUCAGCAAAUAAUAGUAAGCACUUGGGAUGCCGAAGUUUCUCAUAGUGGUCAUUUAGGUUUUUUUACAAUAAAACUUUUAAAAGUGUAAUUUUUAAAAAAUGUUUAUUUGGGGCGCCUGGGUGGCGCAGUCGGUUAAGCGUCCGACUUCAGCCAGGUCACGAUCUCGCGGUCCGUGAGUUCGAGCCCCGU
Panthera uncia (snow leopard) is the source of this 2457-nucleotide messenger RNA. RefSeq names its product zinc finger protein 71 (gene ZNF71). Lineage: Eukaryota; Metazoa; Chordata; Mammalia; Carnivora; Felidae. Gene Ontology annotation, biological process: regulation of transcription by RNA polymerase II. Gene Ontology annotation, molecular function: RNA polymerase II cis-regulatory region sequence-specific DNA binding; DNA-binding transcription factor activity. The coding region runs from base 99 to 1715 and encodes 538 amino acids. The transcript is spliced from 3 exons. The record is from RefSeq and is a predicted model, not a curated record.